CGCCGUCUGCUUCCCCUUCCGCCCGCUUCCCUCCUUCCCUACUGUCUCUCUCUCGCUCCCCUCUCGCUCCCAGACGACUGUUGGGCCGCCGCCGCCGCCGCCCUAGGCCAGGUGCUGAGGCUUUCCUUGGUCUCUUCGCCGGCGACGAGCACCCACCAGCCAAGCUGGUUUUCUAGGAGAGCUUUGAUGAUUGCUUUACAAGGAUGAUAUGGCCUCCCGUCCAAAGCUGUCUGGUAUUCAGAAGCAGGUUUUGGCGCUGUACAGGGGAUUUCUUCGGACAGCACGCCUUAAGGCCCCUGAAGAGCGCCGCAGGAUCGAGUCUGUUGUCUCAGCAGAGUUCCAUGAGAACGCAAGGAGUGUCGACCGUAGGAACUUUGUACACAUAGAGUACUUGUUGAGGAGAGGGAAGAAGCAGCUUGAGCAGCUCAAGAAUCCUGAUAUUACUGGACUUGCUACGCUUGAAGUAAAGAAAUGACUAAUGAGCAAUUUCUUCUUCUUCUUGGACUGUUUUUACAGCAACAGUUGUCGAAAUUACAGGUCCAUUCAUUGCCAGAACAAAGAAUCAUCAUGAUACCAGUGUUUUCGAUGUGAAGAUUUGGGACCUGCCAUUGAUGGUGCCCAAAGAAAAUAAAUAUGACCACAGAUUUGAUAUCCAGGGAUUUUCUGGGGUUUUCUAAUUAGCCUAUGGGAAUCUCAAGUUCAAUCUUGUAACACCUAAUCCAAAGAAAAUAAAUAUUAUUUUACUACCUUCUGGUGUAAGCAGAGGUUAACGUUAAAAAAAUAUCGUGAUUGGUCUGACCCUGUUUGUGC
Messenger RNA from Sorghum bicolor (sorghum), 810 nucleotides. RefSeq names its product succinate dehydrogenase assembly factor 1, mitochondrial. The record is from RefSeq and is a predicted model, not a curated record. Gene Ontology annotation, biological process: mitochondrial respiratory chain complex II assembly. The coding region runs from base 209 to 475 and encodes 88 amino acids. NCBI's taxonomy places the organism in Eukaryota, Viridiplantae, Streptophyta, Magnoliopsida, Poales, Poaceae. The transcript has 4 exons. Gene Ontology annotation, cellular component: mitochondrion.